AGAAGUUCUAGGAAGAAUGGCAGAAACUCAGACACUCAACUUCGGACCAGAAUGGUUAGUAUAGCCUCAUGUUAAUGAUUUCUUCUUGCGCUGAAAUGUUGUAUUAGGUUGAUUAACAGGGAUCUGGGUUGUUAGCUGGUUUUUCUUUUGAUACCUGGUGCCUCACAUUUUGAGGCCUGCCAGUUGUCCUCUAAACUUCACUUUUGUCUUUCUCCUUCUGUCCCUAUUCCCCCACUGCGUUUUCCCCAGGCUCCGGGCCCUGUCUGGGGGUGGCCAUGGGGGUGGUAGCAGCAGUAGCAUUGCCACCUCACCACCUCUCUCGCCUGCAUUGCCAAAGUAUAAACUUGCGGACUACCGCUACGGGAGAGAAGAAAUGCUAGCACUUUAUGUAAAGGAUAGGGAGGUGAGGCAAAUGCAUUCUGAUGUGUUCUAAAAGGAUACAGAAAUACAUGAUUGGCAUGUAAAUAAAGUGACUUGUAUCAGCAGGUUGUAAAUGGUGUGAAAUUUAGAUGUAUCCUUUUGUGGAGUAAUAUUUGUUUCUAUUCAAAUAUAUAAUGCCCUUUUCCUGUAAUUUGUGUAUUAAAACCUGACAUUGCAAUGGCUCAUACUCUUUUUUUUCUUUAUCCUUAUCAGAUCCCUGUAGAUCUACAUGAUAAGGAUUUUCUGCCAAUUUUACAAGAGGAGCCCCUGCCACCACUGGCACUUGUAGCUUUUACAGAGGAAGAGCAGGUUGGUGCUUUCACUGUUCCUAUAGGAGGCCAUGCUAAAAUGAAUAUGCAAAAUUAUAACUACACCUUUCUCAGUGUUUUUACCCAUUUUGUUUCUAACCUAAUAAGUAUAAUUGUUGGUCAUAGACAUGUCUUUUUAAAGUCCUGUCAGCCUCCCUCUCUCUCUUUCUUCAUCCCCCUCUUUUUCCCUCGAUCUCCCCCCACAGAGAAAUUUCUCCAUGUCUGUAAACAGUGCAGCGGUGCUCAGGCUGAUGGGAAGAGGAGUGGGUCCAGUGGGGCCAGGGGCACCGAGGGGUCGAAGUACUUCACGGGGCAGAGGUGAGGUGGAGCGCCUUAUUGUGUCAAUGUGUGCAUCCCAAUAGUCUAACGUGACUUACUCUGCUUGUCUCAUCAUCUGAAAACAGUGGUAUGGAGGAGGCAAAGCAUACUUAAAGUUGCUUUCAACUGUUAAGCUAUUUCAGUCAGUGCUGAUUUUAAGGAGAGGAGAGGAACCCACUUUAGAUUAUAUUGAUUAUUGAGACCCACCCCUAAGAAUGUUAACAAUCUUGUGCCAACUGCACAGAAGGGAAUUAACAGUAGCACUUUGUUUCUAUGCUUGAUUAUGCCUCUGUCAGUAGAAGCUAUCACAGCUGGCUGAAUUAAUCAUCACCAGCUAGCGCCAACAUUAAAGUGUAGUGUGUGUGUGUUUGAAUCCUUCUCGAGUGUAAUGUGAUUUGUGGAUUCAAAUAAAGUAUUUAAAAUGUGUAUCUGGCAGGACGGGGUAGAGGAGACGGAGGGUUUUACCAAAGAAGUUUUGAUGACGUGGAGGGAGGCUUUGGCCGCGGAGGCAGGGAGAUGCACCGCUCCCAGAGCUGGGAGGAGAGGUAAUGGACUACCCUCACUGGAGACACGAGCGUGUAACUGGAAUUUUCACACACAUACACUUUGACUUCAAUGUAUUAUUUAUGCAAAUGUUGAGUGGGCGCAUCUUAAGCUGGGUUCCAAGCUAGUGGAAUGAGAAUGGUCUAGACCACGGCUUUCCAACCCUGUUCCAGGAGAUCUACCGUCCUGUAGGCUUUCACUCCAACCCUCAUCUAGCCCACUUGAUUCUAAUAGUUAGCUGGUUGAUACACUGAAUCAGGUUAGUUACAGUGGGGAAAAAUUGUAUUUAGUCAGCCACCAAUUGUGCAAGUUCUCCCACUUAAAAAGAUGAGAGGCCUGUCAUUUUCAUCAAAGGUACACGUCAACUAUGACAGACAAAAUGAGAUUUUUUUUCCCAGAAAAUCACAUUGUAGGAUUUUUAAUGAAUUUAUUUGCAAAUUAUGGUGGAAAAUAAGUAUUUGGUCAAUAACAAAAGUUUCUCAAUACUUUUAUAUACCCUUUGUUGGCAAUGACACAGGUCAAACGUUUUCUGUAAGUCUUCACAAGGUUUUCACACACUGUUGCUGGUAUUUUGGCCCAUUCCUCCAUGCAGAUCUCCUCUAGAGCAGUGAUGUUUUGGGGCUGUCGCUGGGCAACACGGACUUUCAACUCCCUCCAAAGAUUUUCUAUGGGGUUGAGAUCUGGAGACUGGCUAGGCCACUCCAGGACCUUGAAAUGCUUAUUACGAAGCCACUCCUUUGUUGCCCGGGCGGUGUGUUUGGGAUCAUUGUCAUGCUGAAAGACCCAGCCACGUUUCAUCUUCAAUGCCCUUGCUGAUGGAAGGAGGUUUUCACUCAAAAUCUCACGAUACAUGGCCCCAUUCAUUCUUUCCUUUACACGGAUAAGUCGUCGUUGUCCCUUUGCAGAAAAAUAGCCCCAAAGCAUGAUGUUUCCACCCCCAUGCUUCACAGUAGGUAUGGUGUUCUUUGGAUGCAACUCAGCCUUCUUUGUCCUCCAAACACGACGAGUUGAGUUUUUACCAAAAAGUUAUAUUUUGGUUUCAUCUGACCAUAUGACAUUCUCCCAAUCCUCUUCUGGAUCAUCCAAAUGCACUCUAGCAAACUUCAGACGGGCCUGGACAUGUACUGGCUUAAGCAGGGCACUGCAGGAUUUGAGUCCCUGGCGGCGUAGUGUGUUACUGAUGGUAGGCUUUGUUACUUUGGUCCCAGCUCUCUGCAGGUCAUUCACUAGGUCCCCCCGUGUGGUUCUGGGAUUUUUGCUCACUGUUCUUGUGAUCAUUUUGACCCCACGGGGUGAGAUCUUGCGUGGAGCCCCAGAUCGAGGGAGAUUAUCAGUGGUCUUGUAUGUCUUCCAUUUCCUAAUAAUUGCUCCCACAGUUGAUUUCUUCAAACCAAGCUGCUUACCUAUUGCAGAUUCAGUCUUCCCAGCCUGGUGCAGGUCUACAAUUUUGUUUCUGGUGUCUUUUGACAGCUCUUUGGUCUUGGCCAUAGUGGAGUUUGGAGUGUGACUGUCUGAGGUUGUGGACAGGUGUCUUUUAUACUGAUAACAAGUUCAAACAGGUGCCAUUAAUACAGGUAAUGAGUGGAGGACAGAGGAGCCUCUUAAAGAAGAAGUUACAGGUCUGUGAGAGCCAGAAAUCUUGCUUGUUUGUAGGUGACCAAAUACUAAUUUGCAAAUAAAUUCAUAAAAAAUCCUACAAUGUGAUUUUCUGGAUUUUUUUUCUUCUCAAUUUGUCUGUCAUAGUUGACGUGUACCUAUGAUGAAAAUUACAGGCCUCUCUCAUCUUUUUAAGUGGGAGAACUUGCACAAUUGGUGGCUGACUAAAUACUUUUUUCCCCCACUGUACAACAGGAGGGUAGCUCUCAAGGAACAGGGUUGAAGAGGCCUGGUCUAAACCCAUUUGUUUUAUGAGGUUUACAUAUUGUCAUGUUGAUUUAUAUCUGUCUGUUUUUAACUGCGUCAUCCUUUUUGUCUUUUUUCCAAGUCAUGCUGAGUCUAUUUUCUCCCCAUCUAGGGGAGACAGAAGGUUUGAAAAGCCAGGUCGAAAAGAGUCAGGUUUGUGUCAAUACUUUCUAAUCAAAUAGUCAAUGCAGUUAGAAUGUAAUGUACUUAAAUGCCAGUUACAGCAUUUGCAGGUAAUGUAAUCAUUUAUUUUUCUCUGUCGCUCCUCUGUUCCAUUGACUUGGCAGACGUUGCUCCUGCCCACUUCCCGAUGAAUCAUAGUAAGUUUGCCCUCCACGCCCUUGCACUUAUACACGUCCCUUUCUUGUCAAGGGGAACUAGAUGCUGUUUCUCCAAAGAAUAUAUAUUUUCUAUGCUAAAACUGAGUGUAAAAGUGUACUUCACAAGGGCCUAACUGUAACGCUGUACACUACUUAAUCAGGCAACAAUACAGCUCUGCAAAUGUUUAGACAUCUCACCACUUAUUUAUUGAAAUCAAGGACAGUAUCAGGCUAAAAUAUGAUGUAUUUCUCAUGUAGUGCUACAUAUGUAUGUACAAAAAUAAUGUUGAACUUGAUGUUCCCCUUUUGAUAAAAUAAAGUUAUUCAAUUGUUUCCCCUCCUCUCCAGUCCGUGCUAACUACGAGGAGGUUGGGACCGGCAUGGGGGGCCUGCCUGUGAGGAAGCACGAUUUUACACGAUCGGAGAGUGAGAACUGGCGCACGUCCCGCGACGAAGUGAAUGGUGAGGACGGUGACGAGGGGGGCUGGCGCCUGGCGGGUGCCCCACGACGGGACAGCGACCGGUGGUGCCCCCCGAGUCCAGGUGCGCCCUGUAGUGAUCCUACACUGCUGCCACCACAUUGUCCUUUGGAUGGGUGUGCGGGUGGUGGUUUUAAUUGCAGGCCUAACUCGCUACAGGUUGAUUUUAAAAAGGCAGUCUUAUCCUGAACUCUUAAAUCACAAUGGACACCCCAAAUCAUACUACAGUCCUGUAAUCUAGCUUGUCAAUAUAUGUCUCUUGGUUAGGCCACCUAAAUGAGAGUAGGUUUUCAACAGGGAGUACUGGAAUCCAUUCGGACACACGAUAACAUCACAAAAAAAGGCAUCACAUCUAAAGUGGUGGACUUCAAUGUGAGAGAAUGGCUGGGGUAAAGCUGAGUGACAGGGUCUCUAAACCGCUCCUCUCCUCAGACGGGCCGCGGUCGGCAGGGCGGCGAGAGGCGCACCCGGGGGAGCAGCCACGGCAGCGCCGGUUCCCGUUCGACGCCAGAGAGGACGAGCGUGGCUACAGGCGUCCCAGGUCGGGCAGCGGCAGCCUGGAGGAGGAUGGUGGUAGCCUGCCAGAGUGGUGCCUGGAGGACGCUGAGGAGGAGACGGGCACCUUCGAUUCCUCCGGAGCCUUCCUCUCGCUCAAGGUCCGAGUGAGUGUAAAAUCCAUAUAGUCAAACGAACAUCACUUGUUAAAGGGAUACUUCGGGAUUUUGGCAAUGAGGCCCUUUAUCUACUUCCACAGCAUCAGAUGAACUUUUGGAUACCAUUUUUAUGUUUCUGUGUCCAGUAUGAAGAAAGUUAGAGGUAGUUUUGCGAGCCAAUGCUAACUAGCGUUAGCACAAUGACUUGAAGUCUUUGGGUAUCUGCACAAUGACUUGAAGUCUUUUGGUAUCUGCACAAUGACUUGACGUCUUUGGGUAUCUGCUAGCAGAUAACCAUAUACUUCCAGUCAUCGCGCUAACGCUAAUUAGCAACUUCCUUCAAACCACACGCAGACAUAAUAAAUGGUAUCCAUGAGUUAAUCUGACUCCUGGGAAGUAGAUAAAGUGCCUCAUUGCCAAAAUCCCAAAGUAUCCCUUUAAUGGGUGCUGGGCCAAAUAAAGGUUGAAGAAAUGAAGUAGGACCUGCACACAUUAUCGAGGUCUAUCGAGUAGAUAUGCAAUGAUUAUUGGUUUUCCCCAAUGGGCAAUUUGUUUGCAGCUAUUACAAGAGGUAUGGCAUCGGAGCACUGUGACAUGGAACUAUGUGAAUGCAAGGCUGCUAUGAGAAGGAGAUAUGGAGACUUUCAUGACAAUUCGUGUAUAUAUUUCUCAUCCACAGAAAGCUCCCAAGGAGCCCAUCCUGGAGGAGGCAGAGCUGGACUUCAGACCCCUGGAGGAGUGUGAUGAGGGCCUGGAGGAGGACAGACAGCCCCGGGAGACCAAAGACUCAGACGGAGAGGCAAGGAGAGAGCCCGACAGAAAACAGGGUGAGUUAAGAGGGGUUGAAACUAUGUCCGGCAUACUGUAUUUUUGCUCCCAAUAGUAUGUAUGUGGAGAUUAACAUAAAUUAAUGUAUCUUGUCUUGGUUUUUUCCCAGAUGUGGGGAGAGGGGUAGAGGAGGCGCCGCCUGCUCCCUCGACUCCAGAGCCCCAGCCACCCGCCCCUCGGCUGCCCCCCAGCCAGCCCGACAGAGCAGAGGAGCCUGAGAGGCCACUUGAGCGGCCCCCAGCCCCCGAACACAGGCCAGAGGCCAACAAAGUCCCCCUGCACGUCCCCAUGUCGAUGCCCAUGUCCAACACAAUGCUGGAGUCCCUCCCCAUCCCCCACACUGCAGCACACACUCUCACAGGUAAGCUUACACAAAAGCAGGGGAUGAGUACAGUCAAAUCUGCCACAUUUGUUUCUUCUUAAGGCUGUUUGAUGACAUAUUGUAAAGUAAAUGACAAUGGUAUUUCCCCCUGUAACCUUGUGCUUCAAUUAUACAAACUCAGGAUUGCAUGUAGUUUGAGAUUGUCACCUGCACAUAGAAUCUAGAAGUUCCACCUCCAUCUGUGACAGACUAACCCCACGCCCUCUGUCCUGUCCAGUGUCUCCAGUGUCGGCCCCGUCGUCCACCAUCCAGAUGCAGCAGAAGCCCCUGGACGUGCCCGUGGCUAUGCCGGCCACGCUGCCCUUCAGCGCCAGCCUCAUGGCCCAGAGCACAUCUAUCAUGGCCCCCAACAUUAUGGCCCCCAGUACGCCCAUUGGAAGGCCCACGGUCAUGCCGCCACACCACACCAUGGAUGAAGAUGAGAGACUGAAGCACUUUGAACAGGUAAGAAGACAGUAGGCAGGUUUCCAUUGACCCAGGUUUAUUCAACAAAAGCAGUGUCGCAAGAAAAAUCAUUGUGACAUUUGUAAUGGACAUGGCAGACGUAGGAGACAUUUUCGAAAGAUCAAAUACAUUUUUAUCCAUUAGAUGGGCGGAUUUUUCUUUUGUCUAAGUUUAUUGCGACAAAUGAUGGAAAUUCAAAUAAAUUAUGAUUGCGAAUAAUUCUGAAAGUAAGCGGGGCACGUGAUGUUAUCACGUAACUAUAAAGCUCCACUCUUCAUUUAAUUAUAAAAGCCUAUUGCUUGCAAAAUCCAUUCAUUAAACUAUAAAAAUGUUUAUUUGUAAGACAAGGAUUGUCUUGACUUUCAAGAAUGCCUGAAUCGCUUUACAUUGCAAUUUGAAGUUUCAUCAUCAAAUAGUUUGAGAUCUCUACUAUGAGUGCAAGUUACACUAUGGCACGGACUGUGGCCAUAAUAAGGCACGUGAUAAUUAUUAGAAUACAGUAUGGCAAAUAUGAGUCAAUUCUUGCAUUCAACCCUUGCUGGCUUUUGCAGGCUACUUGAGACAUGAAACAGAUGAGUGGGCAGGACAUAUAGGCUGUCGCCACUUUAUUAAUAAACAAUUAGUCUAUAUGGAUAAUGGAAACACUUUACCACUUCAUUUUUAUUCGAAAUUCAAUUUUUUAGCAUAUAUAUAUAUUUUUUUAGUUGUGACUUCAUUACGUCCAGCUGUUUUGAUCGACAUGACAGAUCAAUGGAAACUCACUUUGGCAGGCAAUUGUCACAUCUACUUUCUAUCCGAACUUUCUAAAUGUCAACAAAAAAAAUCACUGACAAGUUCAUGGAAACCUAGCUUAUGACGGUUUCUGGUAGAAGUUAGUUGGUUGCAGAGCUGCAUGUUGAGCAGGGUAGGGAAAGUUACCAAGCUGGUUUUGGUGAAAAUGAAUUUGGACCAUCUCUGGACAUGAAAGUGCAGUGUGGGUUUACUUCUGAAACACGUCAAGAAUAUGGAGAGGAUGUUAAUUGAAUUGUAAUGAAAUCAAACGCCUUAUUGCCAUUCUGUAUCUCUCUGGGAUAAGCUGAGAUAGUGGUGUUUGUUUUGUGAUAUGUAUACAUUCAUGACGCUCUACAGGACUUGACAAACUUCUUUAGCCACUUCUUUAGCCACUGUUACAGCCCACAAAGGGUCUGUAACACCAUGGGCCAAAAAGGUGACUGAAAAUAGUUUUGUACGAUGCAAGGAAACCACGGCUGGUCUCUGAUCCCAUGUACAAUCUCCUGCUGUUGUGCCCUUAAGCAAGGAGCUUUACCCCCCCCCCCACACAAAGUAAAGUAACUGCACUGUUAGGCUACUGUAUUAAACAUUUGGUGAACCCAUCUGGAGAGCUACUGGGUGUACAGGCUUUGGAUCCAGCCCUGCUCAAACACCAGAGUCAGCUUAUCAAGGUCAUGUUGAGCAGGUGAUUUUUUUUUUACAAUGUGGUGUGUUAGAGCGGGGAACAAACAAAAGCCUGCACACCCAGUAGCUCUCCAGGAGGAUGUAAACAUUACAUUUACCAACCAAAUGCUUUUUGUCUUUAUUUCAAAGAUUUUACCAAGUUACAGUUCAUAUAAGGAAAUCUGUCAGUUUAAAUAAAUAAAUAAAUGAGGCCCUAAUCUAUGGAUUUCACAUGACUGCGAAUACAGAUAUGCAUCUGUUGGUCACAGAUAGCUUAAAAAAGGUAGAGGUGUAGAUCAGAAAACCAGUCAGUAUCUGGUGUGACCACCAUUUGCCUCAUGCAGCAUGACACCUCCUUCGCAUAAACUUUAAAGUUUUAAUGUCACAUGCACAAAAACCCAACAAUGCAAUGCUAGAAAAAAACCCAUGAGAAAUAAGAAAUAGAAGAAAACUAAGUCAGUUCCAAUACCAUAUUUACAGUGCAUUCGGAAAGUAUUUAGACCCCUUCACUUUUUCCACAUUUUGUUACGUUACAGCCUUAUUGUAAAAUUGAUUAAAUUAUUUUUUCUCUCAUCAAUCUACACACGCUACCCCAUAAUGACAAAGUGAAAACAACAGGUUUUUAGACAUUUUUGCAAAUGUAUUACAAAUAAAAAACAGAAACCAUAUUUACAUAAGUAUUCAGACCCUUUGCUAUGAGACUCGAAAUUGAGCUCUGGUGCAUCCUGUUUCCGUUGAUCAUCCUUGAUGUUUCUACAACUUGAUUGGAGUCCACCUGUGGUAAAUUCAAUUGAUUGGACAUGAUUUGGAAAGGCACACACGUGUCUAUAUAAGGUCCCACGGUUGACAGUGCAUGUCAGAGCAAAAACCAAGCCAUGAGGUGGAAGGAAUUGUCCGUAGAGCCCUGAGACGACAGGAUUGUGUCGAGGCACAGAUCUGGGGAAGGGUACCAAAACAUUUCUGCAGCAUUGAAGGUCCCCAAGAACGCAGUGGCCCCUAUCAUUCUUAAAUGGAGGAAGUUUGGAACCACCAAGACUCUUCCUAGAGCUGGCCGUCGGCCAAACUGAGCAAUCGGGGGAGAAGGGCCUUGGUCAGGGAGGUGACCAAGAACCCGAUGGUCACUCUGACAGAGCUCCAGAGUUCUUCUGUGGAGAUGGGAGAACCUUCCAGAAGGACAACCAUCUCUGCAGCACUCCACCAAUCAGGCCUUUAUGGUAGAGUGGCCAGACGGAAGCCACUCCUCGGUAAAAGGCACAUGACAGCCCGCUUGGAGUUUGUCAAAAGGCACCUAAAGGACUCUGACCAUGAGAAACAAGAUUCUCUGGACUGAUGAAACCAAGAUUGAACUCUUUGGCCUGAAUGCCAAGCGUCACAUCUGAAGGAAACCAGGCACCUGGCCAAAACCUGUGCGAGGUUUCCUCCAGACGGGCUGUCAUGUGCAUUUUACUGAGGAGUGGCUUCCGUCUGGCCACUACCAUAAAUGCCUGAUUGGUGGAGUGCUGCAGAGAUGGAGGCCACUGUGUUCUUGGGGACCUUCAAUGCUGCAGAAAUGUUUUCGUACCCUUCCCCAGAUCUGUGCCUCGACACAAUCCUGUCUUGGAGCUCGACGGACCAUUCCUUCAACCUCAUGGCUUGGUUGUUGCUCUGACAUGCACUGUCAACUGUGGGACCUUAUAUAGACAGGUUUGUGCCUUUCCAUAUCAUGUUCAAUCAAUUGAAUUUACCACAGGUGGACUCCAAUCAAGUUGUAGAAACAUCUCAAGGCUGAUCAAUGGAAACAGGAUGCACCUGAGCUCAAUUUUGAGUCUCAUAGCAAGGGGUCUGAAUACUUAUGUAAAUAAGGUAUUUCCGUUUUUGAUAUAAAUAAAUAAAAAAGUUUAUGCUUUGUCAUUAUGGGGUAUUGUUUGUAGAUUGAUGAAGGGGAAAAAGCAAUUUAAUCAAUUUUAGAAUAAGGCUGUAACGUAACAAUGUGGAAAAAGUCAAGGGGUCUGAAUACUUUCCGAAUGGAUUGUACAAUAAAGGUGUCUACAUUCACCCCCAUGUCUUUCUCACUCUUCCUGUUUUCCCUCUCUCCUUGUGAAGGAGGCAGAGAAGAUGGUGGCGUAUCUACAGGACAGUGACGACCGGCUGGCUGCCAAGAGCUCAGUACACAAACCAGCUGGCCUGCCGCUCACACACGAGGCUGCUCUGAAGUGGUUUUAUAAAGACCCCCAGGGAGAGAUGCAGGGUAAGACAGAGGGAGAGAGUGAGGGGAGGGGGGAGGCUUCUUUGAAUGAAAAUCUGCAUACUCUGCAACCAGUAUCAUUUCAACUAGUCACCACUGCUAGAGAGAGACUGGCUUCUUUAUCUAUUAUCAAUGGCACGGACUGCUCAGAGUGCAUACACCUGUAUUUCCUGGUCUAAAGUCAAUUAUUAAUCUUUGAUUAGAAGUGGUUGUACAGCCCCGGAGUAGAAUAUCCUUUCAAAUAGUCAGACUCAGAACCACUUUCAUUUCUAAAAAUAGUUUUUAAAUGGAUAAAUGUAAAAGUGUCAUUGUCAAAUCUAAUCAUCUCCCCCUCUCCAGGUCCAUUCAGUAACCCGGAGAUGACGGAAUGGUUCCAGGCAGGCUACUUCACCAUGACCCUGCUGGUGAAGAGAGGCUGUGACGAGGUCUUCCAACCCCUGGGGGAGAUCAUCAAAAUGUGGGGCAGGGUCCCCUUCGCCUCCGGACCAGCACCGCCACCCUUACUGGUGACCAUCACUACUUUUAGAUAUUGUCAAAUAAUCUUGAUAUGGGCAAUUCAAAAUUAUUCAGACACUCCCUGGACCACCUUAAUUUCUCAUUGUCAAGACAGAGCAAGUUUGUGUUGGCCGCUGGCACGUUCAGAAGGAAAAUGUUGUGAAUGUUGCCAUUAUUUAUUCUGCAAGUCAGAGAGGCAUGUUAGCUGUACAUAAUUUAUUGCGUUCCACAACGUUGUGCAUGUUGAACGCAUCCAAGGUGGGCUUCCGUUUGCCUAUCCCAUGUCUAACUUGCUGUCUGUGUUCACAGGGUGACGCUGGGGACCAGGAGCGUCUGAAACUGCAGCAGGAGCUGACGGCCCUCAACCUGUACCAGCUGCAGCAACUGCAGUACCAGUACCUGUUGAGGCAGCAGUACGCCCAGGCCCUGGCCCAGCAGAAAGCCCAGGCACUAAACUCAGCACCACACCAGCAGCAGCAGCAACAGCAACAGCAGAUAAACCUGCUCCUCCAGCAAUACCAGGCCCUCAAGAUGAGGUCAGCGGAACACACGUAAGUGUACCCACGCACACACACCUCUACUGCAAGACCCUCAAGAUGAGGUCAGUGGAACAUACUGUACGUAAGCACACACACCGACAGUAAUACCGGUGUCCGAGAAUAUGUCAGGCACACAUUAACACAGUAGGGUGACGUUUUCCCUAGACACUGAUCUUGGGUCAGUUGAGCAUUUUCCCCACUAAUGGUUAAGUUUAGGAUUGGGGGAGAGGAAACUGAUCCUAGAUCUGUACUUAGGGGAAACUUCACCCUGGAGAACCCUCACACACACAGCAAUACCAAGCCCUCAAGAUGACGUCACACAUACAGAUAAUGCAAUUUCGAUCAUGUCUAUGUUGUUAAUGUAAUUUGUUUCUGUGUUUGUCUCCCUGUGUAGAACAUCUGAGAGUCUCUUACCUCCUGUGACGCGGUCCAUGUCUGUACCAGACUCCCAGGGUUCUGUGUGGGAAAUGCAGAACCCCUCCUCUCAGGCCUCUUGCACACCAAACAUCCAGCAACCUGCCCCCAGUGGUACGUCUCAACCCAGAACACAAAUACUUGCACAGAAUUUGUUUUGGCUGAAGUUUUAUAGCAAAUAGAGCUUUUGAUAGUUUGAGUAUCUGAACCUCUAAACAGGACGUUCUUCAAUUUACAAAAAUAAGAGAAGCCUCAAAAUCGUAUGAUCUAUAAUGACCAUCCGGCCUGACUGACUGUCUGUUUUGUGUGUCCUUUGCAGCGUGGGAGGGCAGCAGUGUGUGGGAUCUGCCCAUAGACUCCAUGGCCCAGGCCCCCACCAUAGAACAGAUGCAACAGCUGGAGAAGAACAAGGCUGCUAAGGUAAGAGCCCCAUAUUGUCUAUACUUAUGCAAUCCUUAGUCCUAGAUGAUGUAGAUGUAGGGCUCAAUGUGGGGAAUUGGGACAUUUUAAAGCUAGACUAGAUUCAGCACUGCAUCUAUUGAGAUGAGAGCGAUGCAAGACUUUGCUCUCACACUGUCACACAGAAUAUCUGCGUAUGUGCACGGGUGUGCUUCACGCUGCUACAACGUGGUAACUACCGGACCAAAACAGCGGUGAAGUUUGGCCUCGCGCUUCAAUGCUCUUAGUUGUUGCGGAAAUCGGUCCGAUAUCGCUGAGUCUAUCUUUUUAGAACAAGUAUUAAAAAUAAAACAAUGUGAUUUGCUUUUUAAAGGUCUCUCCUCCUCAUCAACUGGAGCUGGAGCGGCGUGAGGCGGAGCUGAGAGCCAAGAGGGAGGAGGAGGAGGAGGAGGAGGAGAGGAAAAGACUGGAGGAAGCGUUACGGGCCCGACAGGAGGAGGAACGCAAACGCGUGGAGGACGAGCUAGCACGUCAUAAACAGGUUAGAGGGGGUGGUCAUCAGACUGUUGCCUGCUGAAAUAAGACGGUCAUAAUACCACUCUUUAGAGAAGUUGGUAUGAAAUGUUAUGAAUUUCAGCUGCACCUCACCUAGUCUUUGUUGAUUUUCAAUACAUGUUUGCCUAGAGAGUUGCAAGUUUGACCCAGUAGCCAGUCUAUUCCUAGGAAGAGGCCUUGAUUUCUGUUUAAUGCAAUUCAUUUGAUUGAUUGAUUUUACUAUCCACAGGAGGAGGAGUUGAGGAGGCAGCGGGAGCAGGAGGAGGCACAGCGCAGACAGAUGGAGGAAGAGGAGCGGCAGGCACAGGAGGAGGCCCUCCGCAGACUGGAGGAAAGAAGGCGGGAGGAGGAGGAAGAGCGGAAGCAAAGGGAAGAGUUCCUCCGUAAACAGGUACUGGGCUUAACAUUAGGCUAUAACUAGCAAUGCAAAUGGCUUUCUGAGAUACGAAUAAUAUUACUACACAGAGCAUACAUGUAACGUUAGCUAGCGAGCCAGGAAGCUAAUGUUCGCUAUCUAGCUAGCUAACUACGUUUUAACUUACAAUGAAAACAACUUUCUGACAAAAUUAGAAACGUAUAAUAUCUGAAAAUGUAGCUAGACUCUUACCCAUAUGCAUGGAUGAAUGCUUCACAGAAGCGUGUCUUUUUCAUUUGGUUUGUAGCUAGCUACAGCUUGUUUGGCCCAUUGUGUCAAGCCACUCUGGUUCACAAUGACCGUGUGCAGAAAGUAGUCCAUCACAACUUUUUCCCAAUUGAUCUUUGUUGAUAACGCAAUGUUGAGAGCAGUAGCAACACUUUUGCAGUUCUCCAUGGCUAACAUAUCUUUCAAAAAAGCUGCGGUAGCAAGGAUUAUCUAUACAGACUGAGCAGCUCAUGUUAUAGACAGAAGCAUGCUACAUGACCGACCAAUCAGAACUCAUCUCUCGGCUUGUCCAGCCCAUCCAUCUUCUCAGCCAAUCAUGGCUAGCGGGAAGGUUCCUGUCUUUUUCCGUGGCUAAACCAACUAGGCUCGUAAUUUAACAAUUGUAUUCGUAUUUACAGAUGCCAUACACGUUUGUUAUUAAGGCACAUGAAAGUUCACGUUACUGAAGACAUUUCUGCCCAAAAAUGCAUUUAGACAAAUAAAUAAAGUUAAAAUGCCUUUCCUGUGAAGUAGUGACCUGUGACAUACAGUACGCCUAGCUUCUUGAAAUGGGUAUGUUAAAAUAAUUGUUACAUAAUUUUACCAAUAUGUUAUUGGGCUCAUUUCUGGAGGUUGAAAUUACAUUUUAGUGUGUGUCAGCAUCAUUUUAUGUUGAUUCAUUUUGGAGUAGAAUGUACAUUUUAAAAAGUCACCAGAACUGAGCUUCUCAGUCCUUCUACAUAAAAAUUAUCCCAGGGGAGGAACCAGGACUCCCUAAGAAAGGGGACUGGAAUUGGCUAGAUUCGCAGUUUAAUGCAUCUACAAAAUUAUCCUCUUUCCCUAAAAGCAUGAUGGUCAUGACAUUUUUACAUGAAAGGAGAGAUCGACUUAAGUUUCAGUCAUGGGAUUUUUUUUUUGCUUUAAGAUUAUAUGGACAGGGGUGACCUGAUCCUAGAUGAGUACUCCUACUCUCAGAUGCUUUGUGAAUACGGGCCCAGAGCUGCUGUGAGGAAUGCUAAAAGGCAUGUUGCUACGUAGUGUUAAUACUAAAGUUGACCCUAUUCUAACAACCACGUUGUUUCUCCCCAGGAGGAGGAGCGCCGGAAGCAGGAGGAGCUGGAGGCCCUGAGGAGGCGCGAGGAGGAGAAGCGGCUGGAGGAGGAGGAGGCCGCGGUGGCAUUGGCACGGCAACAGCAGGAGGAGGCGAAGAGGAGGGAGCAGGAGGCGGUGAGGCAGCAGGAGCUAGCCAGACAGAGGCAGCAGCAGCAGGAGGCGCUCCGCCGACUACAGCAGCAGCAGCAACAGCAACAGCUAGCCCAGAUGAAGGUGACUAAUAUUAUAACACUAACACAACACUAAAGACACCUAACACUACACUACAGCAACAGCAAGCCCAGAUAAGGGUAACAUACUUAGUAUGCACACACAUCUACCACUACACUAGCCCAGAUGAAGGUAUGACUACCUUUAUAAACUACACACCAUAUAUAACUACCAAAGUAACAUUGAAGUCAGAACAUCACUGAAUACUGUAUUUUAAGGUGCCUGUAAUUUAGCAUGGAAAUGUACUGGUUACCUGACUACCCUCGCUCCUUUCCCCUGUCCCGUAGCUGCCGUCGUCCUCUAAGUGGGGCCAGCAGUCAGCAGUCACGGCAGCAGCCAUCUCCCAGUCCCAGAACGCCCUGUCGCUCGCUGAGAUCCAGAAAGUGGAGGAGGAGAGGGAACGACAAGCACGAGAGGAGGUGUGAACAUAGGGGCUGAAUUCGUAGAGGGAUACAGAGGCUACAAAUCUGGACAAUGCACAACAGCAUUUUGGAUACCAUAAUAACAUUUCACCAUAUAUCAACUAUUGUUUAAAAAGGCUCUAAACUGUUAAAAAUCCUUCUCAACCUUUAUAAGGAACUCAGUAUAUCUCACCCCCCCCCCCCCCCCAUGCAGCAGCGGCGCCAGCUAGCAGAGCACCUGAAGCUCCAGCAGCAGCAGGCCCUGCAGGAGUCCCUGCAGCCCCAGGCCAAGCUCUCUGGUUGGGGCAGCGUGGCCAAGCAGCCGGCCACCACCAAGUCCCUGCUGGAGAUCCAGAGGGAGGAGGCCCAGCAGGUGAAGCAGAGGAAGGAGCAGGGGGGUGGGGGCCAGCAGCCCAGUCACCCCACCGUCACCCAGCAGAACCGCGCCCAGAACAGAGCUGUGAGUCACUCGUUGGUUCGUUCAUUCAUUUUUUAAAUCGUCUGCAUUCAUUCUGGUUUGGUCGUCCAUAUCAUGUAUUUGACUGUGCUGAUAGUGUUGUCUAAAACGGUGUUUCUCAAACCUUUCUUUGAGGACCCCCAGAUGUUUCAAAGAUUUUUGGUAGUCCUGAACUAGCAUACCUGAUUCGUCUAAUGAAGGGCUUGAUGAUUAGUUGACAAGCUGAUUCAGGUGUUCUAGGUCUGGAAUAAAUCAAAUACAUUGAACGUCUGGUGGCCCCAGGAGAAGAGGUUGGGCAAACAGUGCUCUAAAUGAAAGACGACUGUUGGAAUAAUUCUUCCCUUCAUUCUUUGACAUAAUGACAGUUUAGUUUAUUUGGAUCCUCAUUAGCUACUGCACAUGCAGCAGCUACUCUUCCUGGGGUCCACAUAAAACAUAUAAAUACAUGACAAACACAGUAAUAGACAAGAACAACAUAAGCUAUUACAUUUACAUUCAAAAUAAAAUAAAUUAUAAAAUUAAAAUAAGCUAUAUAUAGGAAAGACAACGACAAUACUAUUUACAAACUAUUCAUAUAUACAUAUUCUUAUAUACAGUACAGUUAAAUUAGAUCUUUAGAUAGGCUCUGUGAUACAAUGUUUUUUAAAGCUAAACAUGCUUUUUGCCUGAGUAACCUCUAGUAGCAGAGCAUUCCACGAUGACAUGGCUCUAUACAUAACUGGUCUGACAAGGUUGGAUCUAUCUCCCUCUUCCCCCAGGCCACUGCUCUGAGUUCCUCAGUGUGGGGCUCGGUGGCCACCAGCAGCGUGGGCGGCGGGGCUCCUAACUGGGGCGGGGAAAGUAGCAGCAUCUGGGGCGACAGCACCAACUCCAACAUGGGCUUCUGGGACGAGGCGGCCCAGCCCCCGCCACAGGCCCCACCCCCCGCCAGGAAGCCCAGCGCUCAGAAGAACAACAAGGCAAACGCCAACCUCAGGUACAACCUCAGGACAGUUUUACAGCUUGCACCUGCUUGUCUAUUUUGGCUGCUAGACUGGAAAGGUUGUGGUCAGGACAAUUCUCUACCACAUGGCUGUUAUUUACAUUUGAGUUAGGGGAGAAUCUUCCACUCAGUCCAAUGUUUUGUUAGUCAUACAUUGAUGUCAAUAACAAUGGGAGACUAAGUGAAAAUUCGACUUACAGAUGCAACCAAAUUUUUGGCACCCUUGUAUGAUUUACUUUUUCUUUUUAAAUAAGUUGAAAACUUUUUUUGGGGAGGGGGUCUGUUUCCUCAUAUCAAAAUCAUUGACUGAGCACAGAUUGCCUCCCUGCACAUGCUAGAAGUUGGUCGUAUUUAACAGAAUUUGACUAAAGUGUGACUUUGUGGCUAUUUACAUCGUUUUUGUUCACACCCUAGGUUAUUUUUCAAUAUCAGUUUGUGUUUGAUGCAAGAGCUAGCCAAGCGAUUCUCCACCGUUACCACAGCACCUCCCGCCCUUAAAGGGGCAGCUGAAAAUGUAUCUCACAUAAGUGACUCAUAUUUGAUGGUAUACUAUGCCUGAUUGAGCAUGGAACACUCCAAAAACCUUUUAUUCAUGAACUCUUAGUCAUUUCUAAACGUUAAAACACUUUAAUUGUGCUCAUGUACUCCUUGUAAAAAUGUAGCAUAGAGACCUGUAUAAUAGUGUUUAUUUACAUGAGUUAUUGUAUUUUAAAGUGAAACUGACAGCGUUUUAACUACUUUGCAGAUAUGAAACAAACUGACGAUCAUAUCAGUCAACAAUAUCAAAUUCCUAGUUGAUGCUACAAAUCCAACUUUAUGAGAAGUUUAAAAAAGAAGUUAUAUUUGACUCAACAUUCCAUGAUUUGGAGUAAGGCAUUGUUGGCAGAAUAGAUGGAUGCAGUUCAAUACAUGAUUAACAUAAUUCACCAAAACAUUUCUUGGUAGUGCAACAAAUAUUGCUAUCAUGUUGUAAAUCAUGUUUGCUGUUUCAGUUUCACUAACCACGUUUCCAUCCACAUGGUUGGAACCAAAAAAACGAUUAUUCUGUUCCACUUUCCGACCAGCAAAAGGAAGUUCUGAACCGGUGUAUAUCGUCCCCUUCUGUUCCUUUUUUACCCCCCUAGAGUCGAUGUCCGUGCCCCCGCGGAAAUCUAAUUGGCAUAAUAUAAAAACCUGUCAGUUUAAGCUAGAGAUAUCAGAUAUUUUUUGCAUUGGAUGCAUCUCAAUUCAUGUCGCAUCUGCGGUGAAAGGUGACAAAGCUAGAGCGGUGUUUGUCAGACCAUGAGACAUACCGAAAAUCGGUCUUCUCACAAAAUUAUCUGUAGCAUCCAAACGGUUUGGCCUACAAACUAUUAUGACUCCCCUAUGGAAAGAUAACUCUCAUGAACACGAUGGUGUUCUCCGUUUUUUUGUUCUACGACCCCCACAAGCGUCAGUACAGCCAGCCAAUCUCCCAACUUCUGUCUGUAGUGUCCGAACAGUUUGGGCUACACACUAAUAUGACCCCUCUGUGGAAAGGUGAGACUCUCACGAACACGUGAGGCCUUGCUCACAGUCAGCUUUCCAAUUCAUCCCAAAGGUGUUUCGAUGGGGUUGAGGUCAGGGCUCUGUGCAGGCCAGUCAAGUUCUUCCACACCAAUCUCGAAUAACCAUUUCUGUAUGGACCUCACUUUGUGCACAGGGGCAUUGUAAUGCUGAAAUAGGAAAGGGCCUUCCCCAAACUGUUGCCACAAAGUUGGAAACACAGAAUCAUCUAGAAUGUCAUUGUAUUCUGUAGCAUUAAGAUUUCCCUUCACUGGAACUAAGGGGCCUAGCCCAAACCAAACCAUGAAAAACAGCCCCAGACCAUUAUUCCUCCUCCACCAAACUUUACAGUUGGCAUUAUGCAUUCGGGCAGGUAGUGUUCUCCUGGCAUCCGCUAAACCCAGAUUUGUCCGUCGGACUACCAGAUGGUAAAGCGUGAUUCAUCUCUCCAGAGAACGCGUUUCCACUACUCCAGAGUCCAAUGGCGGCGAGGUUUACACCACUCCAGCCAACGCUUGGCAUUGCGCAUUGUGAUCUUAGGCUUGUGUGCGGCUGCUCGGCCAUGGAAACCCAUUUCAUGAAGCUCCAAUGAACAGUUCCUGUUCUGACGUUGCUUCCAGAGGCGGUUUGGAACUCGAGGACAGAUGAUUUUUACGUCCUUCAGCACUCAGCAGUCCCGUUCUGUGAGCUUGUGUGGCCUACCACUUCGCGGCUGAGCCAUUGUUGCUUCUAGAUGUUUCCACUUCACAAUAACAACACUUAGAGUUGACCGGGGCAGCUCUAGCAGGGCAGAAAUUUGACAAACUGACUUUUUGGAAAGGUGGCAUCCUUUGACGGUGCCACGUUGAAAGUCACUGAGCUCUUCAGUAAGGCCAUUCUACUGGCAAUGUUUGUCUAUGGAGAUUGCAUGGCUGUGUGCUCGAUUUUAUACACCUAUCAGCAACGGGUGUGGCUGAAUAAAUGCACUGUUGGUUAAGGGCUGUAAGUAAGCAUUUCACUGUAAGCAUUUCACUGUAAUGUCUGCACCUGUUGUAUUCGGCGCAUGUGACCAAUAAAAUUUGAUUUGAUUUGAAAUAGCCCUAUCCACUCAUUUGAAGGAGUGUCCACAUACUUUUGUGUGUGUGUAUAUAUAUAUGUAUAUAUAUAUAUAUAUAUAUAUAUAUAUAUAUAUAUAUAUAUAUAUAUAUAUAUAUAUAUAUAUAUAUAUAUAUAUAUAUAUAUAUAUAUAUAUAUAUAUAUAUAGUGUAUUAGAGAUGUGAGACCGGAUUUGUGUUUUACUUGUCUUUAUGCACCUCUAUAGAACAACUUGUCAGAUGCAGGUGCAUUGAAGACUGAUGUAUUCCUGUCUGGAGAGACUAAGAUUAUUAUGCAUGUCAUGAUAAACCUUAAAUCCAGACCAAGGAGCCCUACUCCCCCCCCCCCCUACCACAGGACACUAUUUUGAAAUAUGUGUAUUAUGUACUUGUUAUUCUCUGAAAAUAAGCAAAUAUUCUUGCACUUCAUAUGGACUUUCUACACGUUUCACCUUUUUGGGCCCUUACCAGUUUGCAUCCCUGAAUAUGGUGGAUCACUGAUAAUAGGAUGAUGGUUUAAAAGGAAUUCUUUAAAGUUUUGGAGUCACUGUAUCUAAUUGUGUGUAUGUGUGGUAACUGUGAGCAGCAGUAGGGCCAAUAAGAAGGUGGAGGAGGAGGAGAAGCUGCUGAAGUUGUUCCAGGGGGUUAAUAAGAGCCAGCAGGAUGGCUUCAUGCAGUGGUGUGAGCAGACCCUGCACACCCUCAACACCGCCAACAACCUGGAUGGUGAGUAUAUAACAUACACACACCGCCAACAACCUAGGUGCGUCCUUAAUGGUACCCCCUAUUCCUUAGGGGCCCUGGUCAAAAAUAGUGCACCAUAUAGGGAAAGGGUGCCAAUUCAGACGCACCCUAAAGAUACCUUGAACCUAAAGUAACCUUGACUGUGAUCCCAUCUUUAAAACUCACCCGGCCCUCUUCCUCUAGUCCCGACAUUUGCGUCUUUCCUGAAGGAGGUGGACAGUCCGUACGAGGUGCACGACUACGUGCGCGCCUACUUGGGGGACACGUCUGAGGCCAAGGAGUUUGCCAAGCACUUCCUGGAACGCCGUGCCAAGCAGAAGGUCAACCAACAGAAAGAGCCCCAGGUCCCACAGAACCAGCAGCCGACUCUCAAGCAACGACCGCAACAGCAGGUGAGAGAAACAUGGCACGACAGGUCAUUGGAGAACUGGGGUGUAGCUAUUUAUUAGUAACCAAACGAGACAAAAAGGGUGAAGGAACUUCCUGAUUUUGUCCAAAAGAAACUUGUUUGUUGCAAACUGUUUUCCGUUGCAAAACCUUUUGCUACGAUGUGCACUAAUGAAUACUCCCCUGGUUUGGAGUUAUGUUGUUGUCUAUAGUUGUAUAAUAAUUGAUUGGUCUUAUAUAGCGCUUUUCCAGACACCCAAAGCACUUUAAAUAGUAGGGGGAAGCUCACCUCAUCCACCACCAAUAGUUGAACUAGCUAGUAGUGUUGUCACGAUGGUAACAUUUGAUUAAUGAUACGAUAGAAGGCCAAGUAACGCAAUACCUCGGGGGGAACAUUUCAGAUUGGCCUGGCGUCCUUUUCGCCCCGUCCCCUGACACUUGUUCAUGUUUUCUAAAUGUUAUGCACAUGUGCUACACAAAAAACCUGUCACUGAUAUUCACACUUUUACUCAAUACAACACAUAUUACAUUUUACUUCACACUGUUCACUGUAUAAUAGAAUACUGCAUAGAAUGGCUAAUUUGCUCAUAUUUGCAAAGGCCUACCUGUGAUUUGGCUGGAGGAAUGGGAGGAAGGAAUGUAUACUGAACAAAAAUAUAAAUGCAACAUGCAACAAUUUCAAUUAUUUUACAGUUCAUUUAAGGAAAUCAGUCAAUUGGGGAGCCAGGCCCAGCCAAUCAGAAUGAGUUUUUCCCCACAAAAGGGCUAUAUUACGGACAGAAAUACUCCUCAGUUUCAUCAGCUGUCCGGGUGGCUGGUCUCAGACGAUCCCGCAGGUGAAGAAGCCGGAUGUGGAGGUCCUGGGCUGGCGUGAUUACUCGUGGUCUAUGGUUGUGAGGCCGGUUGUACGUACUGCCAAAUUCUCUAAAAUGACGUUGGAGGCGGCUUAUGGUAGAGAAAUGAACAUUAAAUUAUCUGCCAACAACUCUGGUGGUCAUUCCUGCAGUCAGCAUGCCAAUUUCACGCUCCCUCAACUUGAGACAUCUGUGGCAUUGUGUUGUGUGACAAAACUGCACAUUUUAGAGUGGCCUUUCAUUGUUCCCAGCACAAGGUGCACCUGUGUAAUGAGCAUGCUGUUUAAUUAGCUUCUUGAUAUGCCACACCUGUCAGGUGGCUGGAUUAUCUUGGCAAAGGAGAAAUGCUCAAUAACAGGGAUGUAAACAAUUUUGUGCACCAAAUUUGAGCGAGAUAAGCUUUUUGUGCGUAUGGAAAAUUUCUGGGAUCUUUUAUUUCAGCUCAUGAAACAUGGAACCAACACUUUACGUGUUGCGUUUUAUAUUUUUGUUCAUAAUGAUCUGAAUGUUAUUGUGGCAGUAAGGAGAAAACACUGCAUGAAACCUUUACUCUGUAGUUAACACACACACUCUCUCACACUCUCUGUCUCCCUCAUAAACACACACACCACUCUCUCUCCCACAAACACAUACACACUGCUCCCAACUUUAAAAACGUUAGGCACCAAACAGAAUUUAAGGAGCACCAGCAAGAGAAUGAUAGUUUGAUAGUUGUGGUCCUCUGUAGCUCAGCUGGUAGAGCACGGCGCUUGUAACGCCAAGGUAGUGGGUUCGAUCCCCGGGACCACCCAUACACAAAUGUAUGCACGCAUGACUAAGUCGCUUUGGAUAAAAGCGUCUGCUAAAUGGCUUAUUAUUAUUAUUAUUAUUAUUAUUAUUAUUAUUAUUAUUAUUAUUGUUAUUAUUAUAGUUUAAUCUUCCUUUAGGCCUACAUGAAUCCUACCUUCUGAAGCACAUCUCAUGAGUAGCAAACCCUUUUCCUUUCUUCCUGUGCCAAUCAAAUUUGCUUAGACCUAAUGUCAAGUUACCAGGUUGUUAGCUGGCUAGGUAACAUGACUGAAUAACAUUGUUUGAUAUCAGACCUAUAAUUAGAGAACCGGGAUUAGUUUAAAACGGCCCGCGCAUGGUUUGUGAAAUUAUAAAAAAUAUGCGCUAUUGCACAGGUAGAAAAAAAGGUAGCUCUGGUAAUAAGUCAUAUUUUUUGAACCGCUAGAGACAAACUGUUGUUUUUGUUUCAAAGUUGCAAAGCUGUUUUUCUUCUCUGGCACUGCUGCGUGACAGCAAACUUGCAAAGCCUAUCAGACUGGCCUGUGCUCUUGGUUAUGCCAGGUAUGAAAUGAUAUACAAUGUAUCAACUUUGUUCGUGCUGCUCCAAUGUAUCAAAUGUACAAAUGUAACAACAGAAGACUGAUCAGGGUCUCCAUCCCCCCUCGCCAUCAUGGCUAAAUUAUAUUUAAAAAUCUGAUGGAGGAAUAGAUGCGGACGGAGAAAAGCAGGUGAGUGAGGGCUGGAAGGGGAUGCGGCUGGCGGAUUACAGCUACCACACGUGAUAUGCACAUGAAAGUGAAGUGGACAUUAUUGGACCGGCGCAUACAAGAGACUAGUAUUUCUGUUUACGUAUUGUUUUACAGAAUUUAUCAACAAAACUGACUUCAUAAACAUUUUAUAUCAGCCGCCCGUGGGUUCUUGAGAUCGGUAUGGUCGAAAAAUGUGGUAGUAUCAUAUGAAACGGUAAUACAGUAUUCUAAAAUGUUGGUAUCAUGACGUUUUGGUACUGGUAUACUGUGCAACACUACUAGCUAGUCACGGUCAGAUGGUACUAGAAUUUUACAGAUGUUUCUGCUUUUCCAUGUUGUCCUGAUCACAUCCCUGGGUCUUCAUGAGCAGUUUAAAUGUUGAGUCAGGUGUGUUGGUUCUAGGCUGGAUCAUAAGUUCUCCCAUAACAAGGUUGGUCACUGCCAACUGUUUUAGGGCUUUCAAAAUGUUACCUUGGUCCCCCAGUUAGAGAGACCUAUAGAGAACUGAGAUAAAGGCAGCUGGACCGUAAUAUGUGAGAAAUCAAUACCAUGCUACCAAUGUUAGUCGUUAUCUGACCCCUCAUUUCCCAGUGUGACUCCAUUUCCCAGGAUUCAGUGUGGAGCGGGACGGGCUCUCAGUCUCUGUACCAGUCGAACCACACCAGCCUCCAGCAGCAGUCACGUUUCGAGACAGUCACCUCAGGGAAGAAGAAGAAAAAGCAGAAGAUGGUCCGGGCAGACCCCAGCCUGCUAGGUGAGGACAAAUACAAUUAUGCAUUAAGAGUAUGACAAUCAUUUGUUAUUUUAUCACCUUUAUUCCUAUAUCACCACUUGUAAUUGAUACAGCCUUACCUGGCAACUCAGAGCAUUUCUUAUCAACUGAUGCUGUAUUUAAAGAAUAAAAUAAAAAUACCUAUUUGACAUUGAAUCUAACUGAACUCUUCCUGUUCUCACCACUCCCCAGGUUUUUCUGUGAAUGCGGCAUCUGAGAGGUUUAACAUGGGCGAGAUAGAGACGGUGGAGGACUUUUAA
This is a messenger RNA of Coregonus sp. 'balchen', 23573 nucleotides long. NCBI's taxonomy places the organism in Eukaryota, Metazoa, Chordata, Actinopteri, Salmoniformes, Salmonidae. The record is from the annotation of a GenBank genome assembly.